UGUUCAAAAUGCGUCUGCUUUGGUUGCUUGCCACGCUGGUGGCUCUAACGAGUGCUGGGAUCCUUAAGGAUGCUCCCAAGGAGCGCUAUGACAAUUUCAGGGUGUAUAAGCUUACCAUCCAGAAUCAGUUCCAGUUGUCUGUGAUUGAAAAACUUGCUGAGCUGACAAAGAAGUACAAUAUCUGGAAGGAGUUUGACGAGCAUACCAAGCAGUUGGACAUCAUGGUUAGUCCGGAGGAGCUUAGCCGCUUCCAGAAUCUUCUCAUGUUCAAUAACAUUAGCAGUGAGCUAAUGAUCGAAAAUGUCCAAGAACGUAUCGACGAGGAGCAAGUCACGGCCACUGCAGAUAGUGCCACCUUUGGCUGGACGAAGUACUACGAGCUGGAGGAGAUUGAGGCCUGGUUGGAUGAAGUACUAGCUACAUAUCCCACGGUGACCGAGGAGUUCAUUGUGGGCAAGUCAUACGAGGGUCGCACUAUUCGGGGCAUCAAGAUUUCGUACAAGACUGGCAAUCCGGGCAUUUUCAUCGAGUCCAACAUCCAUGCUCGAGAGUGGAUCACCUCGGCCAGUGCCACGUGGUUCAUCAAUCAGCUUUUGACCUCAAAGGAAGCCGAUGUGCGGAACUUGGCCGAGAGCUACGACUGGCACAUUGUGCCCGUUUUCAAUGUAGAUGGUUUUGAACACUCACACAAAAAGGAUCGUAUGUGGCGCAAGACGCGUCAACCACAUGCCACCAAUGCCUGCAUCGGAGCUGAUGCCAAUCGAAACUUCGACUCUCACUGGCUGGAGAACAAUGGAGCAUCGAAUAAUCCCUGCAGCGAGACCUUUGCCGGAGAUACGCCUGGAUCGGAGCCAGAAGCCAAGGCCUUGGUCGAGUAUUUGACCAAGAUCAAGGACCAGUUCAGUGUGUACAUAUCCUUCCACUCCUAUGGACAGUAUCUGCUCUCUCCCUACGGACACACGAAAGAGGAGUUCCCAGAGAACUAUGACCAUAUCCUGACUAUUGGCAAGGCCUUUGCCGAUGCCAUCGAAGGACUGCCAUACGGCACUGUCUACCAAUAUGGGUCUACUGCUGAUGUGCUUUAUGUGGCCACUGGAACCUCUGUGGACUGGGUGUUCAACGAACUGGACAAGAAGAUUGGUUACACAAUCGAAUACCGUGACAAGGGCCGUUAUGGCUUUAUCCUGCCACCCGUGCAGAUCAUUCCCAACUGCGAGGAGCUGAUGGUUGGAAUGCUGGCUUUGAUUGAAAAGACCAAGGAGCUGGGUUACUUGUAAGGGCACAAUUUAUUUGAGUCGAGUCAGCCGUUUACUCGUUUUCAUUAAAAUACCUCACGUAAGAGGCCAGCAAA
This is a messenger RNA of Drosophila elegans, 1351 nucleotides long. Its product is annotated as zinc carboxypeptidase. Bases 9 to 1277 code for a protein of 422 amino acids. NCBI's taxonomy places the organism in Eukaryota, Metazoa, Arthropoda, Insecta, Diptera, Drosophilidae. Gene Ontology annotation, molecular function: zinc ion binding; metallocarboxypeptidase activity. The transcript is spliced from 5 exons. Gene Ontology annotation, biological process: proteolysis. The record is from RefSeq and is a predicted model, not a curated record.